AUGUCCUACAAGAUUGCCGCCCCCGAUGAGUACCUUGCCGUUACUGGCAUGAACAUCAAGAAUGUUCUUAUCACCAAGGCCGCGUGGAUCUGGCCCUUCCAGAAGUGCACGCGCUUUUCCGUCCAACCGCACGACUAUGCUAUGAACUUACAGGCGAUGACAAAGGAGAAGCUGCAAUUCCUCCUGCCUGUCGUAUUCACAGUUGGCCCGGAUGUAAACAGCCGAGGAGCCAAUGCCAAGAGGCAAAAGGCCGGGGAAGCUCCGCAAGGGGGUGUUCGCGCCUCCGAGGAUGUGCAUUCCGAGGAUCGGGGCGACGCCCUGAUGAAGUACGCGAUGCUGCUGGCGGACUCGACCGCCGAUAACAAGAGCGCCCUGCACCUCGAGAACAUCGUCAAGGGCAUCAUCGAAGGCGAGACCCGCGUUCUCGUCUCGAGCAUGACCAUGGAGGAGAUCUUCACCGAGCGCGAGGAAUUCAAGCGACGCAUCUUCCGCAACAUCCAGAGCGAGCUCGACCAGUUCGGCCUCAAGAUCUACAACGCCAACGUUAAGGAGCUCAAGGACGCUGCCGGUUCCACCUACUUCCAGUCGCUCUCCCAGAAGGCCCACGAGGGCGCCACCAACCAAGCCCGUAUCGAUGUUGCCGAGGCGCAGCUCCGCGGUAACGUCGGCGAGGCGGAGAGGCACGGUCAGCAGGAGCGGUCUAUCGCCAAGAUCAACGCAGAGACGGCGGUGCAGAAGACGGACCGCGACGUGGAGCGGGCGGCGGCGGAGGCGAACCUGGCGACGCAGAAGACGGUGCUGACGCGGGACGUCGAGAUCGCGCGGAUCGAGGCGACGCGGGCGACGGAGUCCCGGGACGAGGACCUGAAGAAGGAGGUGGAGGUGAAGCGGGCGGCGGCGGAGCUGGAGCGGCUGCGGGCGGUGGACGUGGUGAAGGCGGCGAUCGCGCGGGAGUCGAAGCAGCAGGCGGCGGACGCGCGGGCGUACGAGGUGCAGGCGGAGGCGCGGGCGAACUUCGAGAAGUCGGCCAAGGCGACGGACGCGAGCGCGUACAAGACGCGGGUCGAGGCGGAGACGCAGGCGGCGGCCGACUACAACCGCACGACCAAGAGCACGGACGCGGCCGCGUACAAGACGCGCGCCGACGCCGACGCCUGGAGCCACGCGGCGGUCAAGAACGCCGAGGCCAACCUGCAGAAGAAGCUGCGCGAGGCCGAGGGCCUCACCGCCAUGGCCGAGGCCUACGCCAAGAUGAGCCACGCCUUCGGCGGCCCCGCCGGCCUCCUCCAGUACAUGAUGAUCGAGAAGGGCACCUACGUCGAGCUCGCCAAGGCCAACGCCGCCGCCGUCCACGGCAUGCAGCCCAAGAUCAGCGUCUGGAACACGGGCGCGGCCGAGGGCGGCGCCGGGGCCGCCUCGGGGGCCGCCGCCGACCCCGCCGCCUCGCUGAGGAAUGUGUACCAGCUCCUCCCGCCCCUGAUGUCGACGAUCCACGACCAGACCGGCAUCACGCUGCCCGAGUGGCAGUUCGGGCGGCUGCCGAACCACGGCAACGAAGUGGCGCGGCACGGGCAGUUCACGAACGGCAAGGCCGGUGAGUCCAAGUAG
Durotheca rogersii is the source of this 1608-nucleotide messenger RNA. RefSeq lists its product as uncharacterized. Lineage: Eukaryota; Fungi; Ascomycota; Sordariomycetes; Xylariales; Xylariaceae. The record is from RefSeq and is a predicted model, not a curated record. The transcript is spliced from 5 exons. Gene Ontology annotation, cellular component: plasma membrane. Bases 1 to 1608 code for a protein of 535 amino acids. Gene Ontology annotation, biological process: protein localization to plasma membrane.